This is a messenger RNA of Aspergillus mulundensis, 2607 nucleotides long. It is a transcript of the gene xlnR, whose product is annotated as putative C6 transcription factor. Gene Ontology annotation, biological process: DNA-templated transcription. The transcript has 3 exons. The record is from RefSeq and is a predicted model, not a curated record. Gene Ontology annotation, molecular function: zinc ion binding; DNA binding. The coding region runs from base 1 to 2607 and encodes 868 amino acids. Lineage: Eukaryota; Fungi; Ascomycota; Eurotiomycetes; Eurotiales; Aspergillaceae.
AUGACGCAGACGCAGUCGCAGUCCCAGACCGUCGGGCUUGAUACCCUCGCCGAGGGGUCGCAGUACGUCCUGGAACAAUUGCAGCUGUCGCGAGAAGGCAACUCCGACAAUAACUCCGCUUUCAAGGGUUCUUCUGUUCGCGAUUCCCUUGCUGAAGCUCGAUCUAUGAUUCGUAAGAACUCUUCGUCUGCGCCGGUAUUUUCUUUUAUUGUUAUUGAAGAGGAGGUUGUUGCUAAUGUCUCUGCCGCAGAGUUCGGUUUGACGUGCGAAUAUGCUCGCGAACGCAAGAAACGGGGCAAGGCUUCGAAGAAGGACAUUGCGGCUGCGGCCGCCGCUGCAGGACACCAUGGAAGCAGGGAUAUCCCGUCAUCGCCUGACAGACGCUUGUCGCAGGAGUCUAGCGGCCGGUACGACCAGGCCCUCGAAGCGUCGCGAGUACAGCCGCAACUGCCUACAAACGGACUCGCUGGCAUUCACAACACUCAAGCGACGCAGUCGCAGCCGCCGCUGGGAUCGGCUCUCGACGCUUUGCACCUGAACCAUUUUACGCAGCUGAAUGAACCGGGCCGCUCGCAAAUGCCACUUUCAGAUCUUCGUUCACUGCAGCUACUUCAUAAUAACCCUCGCUCUCCGCCUGCUCUUCCGCCGCAUGGUUUGAAUGCGUAUAGCGAUAAUGCCUUCUCGUUACUCAACCAGGAGCCGAAUACGACGUCGCUGAACCACUUCCGAUUGGGAAAUUCGACAGACAAUCCGUCGGCUCAAUUCCUAGGUCUCUCUCCUCCAGCGCAAUCUCCAGGGUGGCUUCCACUACCAUCGCCGUCUCCUGCAAACUUCCCUUCAUUUCCUAUGGCGCCAUUCUCUGGAACAAGCCUACGAUACCCCGUCCUCCAACCGGUCCUUCCUCAUAUUGCUUCGAUAAUACCCCAGUCCCUUGCUUGCGAUCUUCUCGACCUCUACUUCACCAGUUCAUCCUCCUCCCACCUCUCUCCGCAGUCUCCUUAUGUCGUUGGAUAUAUCUUCCGAAAACAGUCGUUCCUCCACCCUACAAAACCACGCGUGUGUUCUCCUGGGUUAUUGGCGAGUAUGCUAUGGGUAGGCGCGCAAACAAGCGAUGCGCCUUUCUUGACCUCCCCGCCGUCUGCUCGGGGCCGAGUAUGUCAGAAGCUGCUGGAGUUGACAAUUGGGUUGCUGCGUCCGCUGAUACAUGGACCGGCGCUCGGGGAAGCUUCGCCGAAUUAUGCGGCGAACAUGGUCAUCAAUGGUGUUGCUCUUGGUGGAUUCGGGGUGUCGAUGGACCAACUAGGCGCUCAGAGUACAGCGACUGGUGCUGUUGAUGAUGUGGCGACGUACGUUCAUCUAGCGACGGUGGUGUCCGCCAGUGAAUAUAAGGCCGCGAGCAUGCGGUGGUGGACAGCCGCUUGGUCUCUUGCUCGAGAACUAAAAUUAGGCCGCGAGUUGCCGCCGAAUGCGACGCAGCAGGGUCAGGACGGCGAGCGAGAGACCGAUGGUGAUGAUCCGUCAAAGCGAAAUCAGCCGAUGCUCUCGACGCAUGGUGGAAACUCGAGUGUCAAUGUCACGGAGGAGGAACGAGAAGAACGCCGGCGACUCUGGUGGCUUCUGUAUGCUACGGAUCGCCAUUUGGCCUUGUGCUACAACAGGCCGCUCACUUUGCUGGACAAAGAAUGCUCGCAGCUACUGCAGCCGAUGAAUGAUGAUUUGUGGCAGGCGGGAGACUUUCCAUCCGCCACCUACCGCGCCGUUGGUCCGCCGACUGAAUGCACCGGCCAUAGCAUGUUCGGCUACUUCUUACCUCUAAUGGCGAUUCUAGGGGGCAUCAUCGACGUCCAACAAGCCCGCGAACAUCCCCGCUACGGCCUGACUGUCCGCAGCGGACCUGAAACUGAGCAGUACGUCAUGGCAAUAACACAGCAAUUGGAUUCCUACGCGCAAAGCCUAAAAGACUUCGAAGCGCGAUAUACAAACAGCCUCGCCCUCGCGGAGAACGAACCCCCGGAAAACUCCCACCUCGACCAUCUCAGCCCCUCUGGCCGCUCAAGCAGCACUGUGGGCUCCCGCGUCAACGAGUCGAUCGUCCACACAAAAAUGGUCGUCGCCUACGGGACGCACAUCAUGCACGUCCUAUACAUCCUGCUAGCCGGCAAAUGGGAUCCCAUUAGCCUUUUGGAGGAUCACGACAUGUGGAUCUCCUCGGAGUCUUUCCUCACCGCAAUGAGCCACGCCGUCGGCGCCGCAGAGGCCGCAGCCGAUAUCCUCGAGUAUGAUCCGGACCUCAGCUUCAUGCCCUUCUUCUUCGGGAUCUAUCUGCUGCAGGGGAGCUUCUUGCUUCUCCUUGCGGCGGAUAAGUUGCAAGGCGACGCGAAUCCGAGCGUAGUUCGUGCUUGUGAGACGAUUGUGCGCGCGCAUGAGGCUUGUGUUGUUACGUUGAAUACGGAGUAUCAGCGGACGUUUCGGAAAGUCAUGCGGUCGGCUCUUGCUCAGGUAAGAGGUCGUGUGCCGGAUGACUUUGGCGAGCAGCAGCAGAGGCGAAGGGAGGUUCUUUCGCUUUAUCGCUGGACUGGGGAUGGGACGGGGCUUGCGCUGUCUUGA